CCCGCGCCGCCCGAAGUCUCGCGAGACCGCGCGGAGCGGGGCGGGCUGCGGGCCGGCAUGGCGGCGGCGGCGGGAGCCUGGCUGAGGAGCGGCGCUAAGCUGAAAAGAAAUGUGCCAGCAUACUUGGCAGCCUCUUGGAGGGCUUCUCCGUGUGUCUAUAGAUCCUUCAAAUCAGAACCUAUGCCAAAUGUGACCGGUGAUGGACUCAUCUGUGCUCCGCUUCAAACAUUCACUGAAGAGGAGACGAUGCUGAAAAAUAUGGUGAAAAGAUUUGCUCAGGAACGAGUUGCACCUUUGGUACAAAAAAUGGACGAGAAUUCGAAAAUGGAAGACUCUGUAAUAAAGGGAUUGUUUGAACAAGGGCUGAUGAGUAUUGAGCUUGGAGAAGAGUACGGAGGAACUGGAGCUUCAUUGUUUUCCAUCAUAUUGGCGGUAGAAGAGUUGGCCAAGGUUGAUCCAGCUGUAGCUCUUGUAUGUGAACUCCAAAAUACGCUAACAAACAGGUUAUUUACCACAUACGGAACAGAAGAACAAAAGAGAACCUACUUGCCUAGAGUGGCUAAAGAUACAAUAGGCAGUUUCUGCCUGUCGGAGGCUGGAUCUGGCAGUGAUGCUUUCUCUUUGAAGACUCGUGCUGAAAAGAAAGGAGACUACUAUAUUAUCAAUGGCUCAAAGAUGUGGAUUAGCUUAGCAGAACACGCAGGAGUUUUCUUUGUGAUGGCAAAUACGGAUCCUGCCUCAGGAUACAAGGGAAUCACAUGCUUUAUAGUAGAUCGCAACACAGAGGGACUACAUAUAGGGAAGAAGGAGGAUAAGCUUGGAAUCAGAGCGUCGUCUACUUGCCCAGUAACGUUUGAAAAUGUUAAGGUUCCUGAGACGAAUAUCCUCGGGCAGAUUGGACAGGGCUACAAGUAUGCAAUUGGAAUGCUAAAUUGUGGCAGAAUAGGUAUUGCUGCACAGAUGUUAGGACUGGCACAGGGGUGUUUUGACCAUGCAGUUCCAUAUACAAAGGAGAGAGUCCAGUUUGGGAAAAGCGUAUUUGAUUUCCAGGCAAUGCAGCAUCAGAUAGCUCAGGUGGCCACCGAGUUGGAGGCUGCGAGGCUGCUGACCUACAAUGCUGCCCGUCUUGCAGAAACAGGAAAGCCAUUCAUAAAGGAGGCGAGCAUGGCCAAAUACUAUGCUGCAGAGGUUGCAACACUAACAACUAGUAAAUGUAUUGAAUGGAUGGGUGGUGUUGGAUUCACCAAGAAUUAUCCAAUAGAAAAGUACUAUCGUGACUGCAAAAUAGGUACAAUCUAUGAAGGAACUUCAAAUAUCCAGUUGAGCACCAUUGCAAAAAGCUUAGCACAGGAGUACUGAAAGUAUAAGAACUUCGUGACUAUUAACAGAAGCAACUUCACUGAGCAUUAAUCAUUAAUUACAGCUUUUUUUUUGCGAUUAUAAGAAUGCAUCAUCACAGACAAAAUCAUAAAGAAAACAGUGAAUUCCGCAUUUCAGGACAGUGAAUGUGUAAAUCAUGCUAAAUUAUGAAUUCCACAUUCAAAUCUAAAUGUUGAGUUAAAAGCAUCUCUUUCUGCCUGAGACACUUCUAUGAUAAGACAUUAGCUCAAAUUAUUUUGCUGCUUUAGAUUAUACAAAUAGUGUGUCUGAACUUUAAGAUUUCAAAGCGAAACAGAAGACAUUUUUAAGUUGCCUGAUGUAAAAGCUUCUGUUAAGCUGCCUGGGAGAAAGGUCUCUUCGUGUGCAGCAGAACUGUUGCACGGUGUAACGCUUCAGUUUGUUCUUUAUGCCUUUUUUUAGCAUGGAGUACAGGAGAGCUGUUUGGAAAUAGGUAAAAGGGAUGGUUUUCCUCUCUUGGGGAGAGAUGUCUAUGGAGCUGCUGUAAAUGGAGUAAUUUUUUUGGGCAGCCUUCAGUGUGUUCUUAAGUAUAUCUUGGUAAUUAAGCCCUUCCAGCCCCAGUCUGUAGUACUGAAAGGUGGAUAAUACGUACCUCCCUUUCCAGCGUUCUCAGUUGUUCAGGGUUUAAAUCUAAGAGGCUAUUUAUAGAUAUCCUUUUACAAAAGGUUGAGUUGAAAUCUUUGUGAAAUGGGGUUAAAAAUCUCUAGUGGUUCUGCAGAAAGACAGAGAUAUAAGCUAGAUAAUAGGAAUGCUGUGAUACUACCUCACAGCGGCCUUUCCAUGUUCAAUGUGUGUUACCAGCUUUAAUUCUCAGAACCUUCCUGAGAGUUAGGGAGGGACUGAUAAUUUGUGGGGAAAAAAAAAAUCAUGGAAGUUAGUGGUUUCUCUACAACCACUAAGAGGCGUUUAUCUUCUUUGGACAGAGAGGGAGAUAAUUUUCUUGAGAUGUAUUUGCUCUUUUGUCCCUCUCUGUUUACUUUAAAAUUAGACAUUUCUUUUACUCCUGAAGAGUCUUCAGUGUUGGAGAACUAAUUAACUUAGAGUCGAGAGACUGAAAGUUUAUAUAAUUAUAUAAUUGCUGUAACUGGCAAUUUGCUUCAAGUGUAUUGGGGUAGGCAAAGAUUGUUUUUCUGUUUUGGCCAACUUACAAGAAUCUCAUUUUUAAAGCUUCCUAGUCACUGAUGUGUAACUUUGAGUGGAGCUUAGAAUGUUACCAUCUGAGACUCCCAGAGAAUUUUCUGGCCAAUGGUGGAAAAGGGCCCUUAAUAGGUAUGUUUUGACAAACACACUGCAGUGCCUUAUACAAAGAAACAAGCAAGGAGAAAAGCAUCAGUUCUUAGACUUGCUUUCAGCCUCAAAGGGAAGUAACUAUUUUACUGAAUGCCUUUCCCCACAUUUCUUCUUUGCCUGUUGACAGGCAAAGAGCUAAUGCGAUAUUUAUGCCAAAUAAAAAAGCACUUUCCAUGUGAGUUUGUUCAACAGCUUUGGGAUUUUCAAAAAUUCAGGAGUAGGAGGGUAGACUAGAGAAUUUCUGAAGGUUUCUUCCGGGUAUGUAGUUGUUAAAAUACAUUUCAGGUUGUUUGCAGACUCUCUUUUAGAUGUUAGACUACUGUUAAGACUACGAACACUGCAAUGGCUAACGGCAGUUACUCUGCUCAACAUAGUCUAUCCGUGAGACUACUCUGAUCAUAAUCCUACUACAAAUACUUGAGUGUCCUUGAUUGCUACAAUGCAAUGUGCUAAUGUGAGAGGCCAUCCUUAGCUGCUGCAGUUCAGCCAGCUUUGCUAACACGAGUAUCAGCAAAGAUGAGGUUUUGACUUGUACUGUUUAAUGGGUCUUCUAGUGCAAGACAAUAUCUUAGCUUGGCUUCUUUAGUUUUGUGUGAGGCUACAAAGUGGGUGAUGAUACUUAACUGACUUAAUAUAGUGCUAAAAGCAAACCCUUUAUUAAGGAAAGUGCUGAGCUCCUUGAAGGACUGCUGACGGCUGGAUAUCCAGCAUUAUGUAAAAGGGCUGUCUCUGUGCAGAGCUGUGUCAGGUAUCUAUUUAAAAUAGAAAAAAAAAAAAAGAAAAAAAUCAUAAUAAUGUGAUUUCCUGCAGUCUGAACUUGGCUGCCUUACUUCAGAAAACUACCUGGACGGCUUCAUCAGGAACUCAACAGUUCUCCUUAGAAAAGCAAAGUCAAUCCUUUAGCUAGUGUUAUGGCUGUGAAGAUUUCGUGUCUCUCAGUUCCAUAGGCUGUAUGCUCUAAAUUCUUUCUUUUGCAAGAAAUACAAGCAUUUUAUUUCUGCCUACGAAAUUUUGUGGAGGAAUAUGCGCACAAGUAAACUGUAACCACCAAGUUUCUUCCCAGAUUCCAUUUCUCCUUAAAAAGGGCACACACACCACUGAGUCAGCAUUGGCUGUUUUGGCCGUUUCCUCUGGGAAGAGUUUGUUUGAUCCUCUUAAGCCUGCUUCCAUGGCUGCAUUAAUGCAGUCAUUAGUUUAGUAAUAGGACGUGCUCCGUUGUCCAGGAGCUAUUCAGAGCUGCCUGUAGCCCCCACCCCUGUUGUGUUUCGGACAUGGAUUUAUGGAUUGUCAAAAAUUGCAUUUCUACACUUGCCACUGUUGGGCAUAGGACUGUUAAUGGUGGUUGGCUACACCAGUAGGUGUGGGGCAGCAGAGCUGGCGUGGUGAUUGUUACAAGGCUUUCUGUGAUGAGGGUGGGUCUUAAAGCUGCUUUAUGUAUUUAUAUUAGUGAGUUUCUUUUUAUAUGUCCUUAGUCAUUUCAGUUGAUCUAGUCUGUUACCUUGGAACAACAUAUUCAGUACUCAAAUGCUACAUCUGGGCUGGUUAAAAGAAAAAACCUGUGCUGAGAAUGCAUUAAAAAGUGCCUGAAUUUGCUAUCUGACUAGAUACAAUGCUAAUCUUGUGUAUCAGCUGACGGUUCUCUAGUAAUCUGUCAUUUAAAUUUUUAAACUGCAAUUUUUGUACUGACACGGAACGAAUAUAUCUUCUGUCAGAUUUCUUUCGUAUUACUCUGGUUUGUGAUAUAGCUCUGAGGCAGGUAUCCACAGAAAGGUUUAAUUGUUAUCCGGAAAAUACUCAAAUAGAACAUUUUAUACGAUGUUUCCGAUGCUGUUGUUCUUUCUUUCAUGUUUUCUUUUCCCAAUGUAAAGAUUGUGUUGGAAAAAGAUGAUGUGAAAUACAGAGUAAUUGUUCCACGGGAGCCUUUCACUAUGUAAAGAAUUUUCUAAUUAACACGAUAUUACUUUUCCAUUUGGAAAUCUUUUGGUGAGAGACCCAUUUCAAGUUCUUCAUACCGUAAUAAACUAGAUUUGAAACACA
This is a messenger RNA of Numida meleagris (helmeted guineafowl), 4725 nucleotides long. It is a transcript of the gene ACADSB, whose product is annotated as acyl-CoA dehydrogenase, short/branched chain. The record is from RefSeq and is a predicted model, not a curated record. Gene Ontology annotation, cellular component: mitochondrion. Gene Ontology annotation, molecular function: flavin adenine dinucleotide binding; acyl-CoA dehydrogenase activity. Lineage: Eukaryota; Metazoa; Chordata; Aves; Galliformes; Numididae. Bases 58 to 1359 code for a protein of 433 amino acids. The transcript is spliced from 11 exons.